GCAAGUAAUGGUCCAAGACCUGGUUAUCCGGGUGGGCAUGCAGGAGGUGGACCACCUGGCAAAGGAGGCCGACCCCCUUCCAACCCAGGCCCGGGUCCUACUCUACAAUACAGACAUGGUCCACACCCCCCUCACCCCUCUCACGCCCCCCAUGCACCGCACCCACCAACCUCACAGCACCACCAACAGCAACAGCAGCAGCAACAACAGCAGCCUCCACAGCAGCAGUCACAGCCUCCACCACAGCAUCCUCCAGGUCCUCACCAUCAGCCACAGCAACAGCCACCACAGUCUGGUCCAUUGCAGUCGAACCAGCAGUCUGGACCAGCAUCUCAGUGGGUGGGAUCCGGGCCGCACCAAAAACCUCAACAUCCUCAACAACAGUCACAGCAGCAGUCCACUGGUCCAAGUCAACAGCAAGCACCACAGCCAAGUGGAGGGGGUGGGACAGCUGGGUCUCAGUAUGCAAGUGUUCGUUAUCCUGGUCCUCACCCGGGCCAACCCCCGGCUGUAUCGCAGCCCCCAGCUCCUUAUCAACCGCCCCCGCCAUCAUACCAUCACCAGGUAGGUUCUUGAGGUCUUUGUAGAUCGUGUUAUAUGCUAGGCAUUUCCAUUUUUCUUUAGGGGUUUCAUAACCUAUUACGUUCCAAUUUCUAUUUUCUUGAAAUUAUAAUCUUGACCUAUAUAUAGUUUUAUGUUGAAUUUGGGAAGCAGCUCCGUAUUUUUUGUACAAAGUAAGUAUUACACUUUGUAAAAGAUUGGGUGUGACAUAUAUGUCAUGCUUAGUGAAAUCAGUGUCAUUUUCAGAAAGAAUGUGUUAUGCUUACAAACAAACGUUUACUUAUAUAUACACAAGUUCUAUGUCUUCAGCUUUGCUUUAGUUUUAUAUCAUUCCGAGUUGAUGAAAGUAGUAAAAAAAAUUUAAAAAUGCUUUGAAAAGGGAGAUUUCAAGGAGUGCAAAGUCUCAUGACACACUUAUUACACUGAUUGAAUUAGGCUCUCUUACAUCCACCCUUGCACAUCUUUGUACAUUUUUCCUGAUAGUUUUGCAGUUUUACUCCAUCAUAGUGAAUAUCUUCUGAAACACAUUUAGUGUGUCAAUCUUCGCUUGACAAGGUUCCCUGGAUUUGUUGGGGAUACUCCCUUUUAUGUAAAAGAAUACUGUGGUUGUUAGAGGUUUGCUCCUUGCAUUUCAACCGAGUCAUGUUACCUCCAUACUUUUUACGCAAGAGCCAAGCAUUUUUCACGGUUUCAUCAAACAACCAUGUAAAUAUUUGGGUUGUUGAAACUGUUGCCACGACGGAGUUGCCGAUCCAUAUGCAUAUGAAAUUUGUUACAUAUGUCAGCAGCAUAAUUAGUUGUUUUGAGUACGUAAUUUGAACAGAUUUCAAUUGGCAAGUCUUGUAUCUGUUCUCACUCGUUCAGUGCCCUCAUGAAUUAUCCCGUCAAAUAUGGAAUUUAUUUAAAGAGAUUAUCGUCAUGUGAAAUAUGUUCAUUUAAUAUAACCUUUCUUCAUGCUUUAAGAAGAUAAGCUACAGUAAUGGCCAGGAAUUAAAGUAUGUUAUGGGUAAAAGUGGCUGUGUUUUACUUGACUUAUAUCGCCAGAUUGAAGAUGGUAAAGAUUGAAAUUCAUAUUAAAUAGGAAUCACCUAAAUAAUAUCAAAGUAUUUCUUUUGAGAGUGAUGCUCCUUCUAAAGGAAAAUUCAUAACCUGCUGGCAUUUUAGAAGAGUUGGUUGUUUUGGACAGGAAUUAGUGGAGCUACACUUCAAUUGCUUACCAAUGACCAUAGAUGCAAGGACAAGAUCUAACGCCUAUGUUGAUAGGUUACCACAGGAAUAAUCUAAAGGACUUGCUAUCUUUUUCAAACAUGAUC
Penaeus vannamei (Pacific white shrimp) is the source of this 1874-nucleotide messenger RNA. The record is from RefSeq and is a predicted model, not a curated record. Lineage: Eukaryota; Metazoa; Arthropoda; Malacostraca; Decapoda; Penaeidae.